AGGGCGGCUUGACGAAGAUUUUCUUUGCCUACGUGACUGAUCCGGUCGGCUGCACAAAAUGGGGCUUCGCAAGUUAAGCAUAGCCAAUGUUGACCUCAAAGGUAAACGGGUACUUAUGCGAGUCGAUUUUAAUGUUCCAAUGAAAGAUGGCAAGGUGACGAACACCCAAAGAAUUGUCGCUGCACUCCCAACCAUCCAAUACGCCCUUGAGAAGGGAGCCAAAAGUGUCGUCCUAAUGUCCCAUCUUGGGCGUCCGGAUGGCAACAAGGUCGACAAAUAUUCCCUCAAACCGGUGGCAGAAGAAGUGUCCAAGCUCCUUGGGAAACCAGUGAAAUUCUUACCUGAUUGUGUCGGCCCAGAAACCACAGAAGCAUGUGCCAAUCCUCCUGCAGGAUCCGUGUUCCUAUUAGAAAAUCUACGUUUCCAUGUUGAGGAGGAAGGGAAAGGUGUUUCCCCCACUGGAGAAAAGAUCAAAGCCACUCCUGAGCAAGUCAAGGCCUUCAGUGAAAGCUUGACCAAGUUGGGUGACGUUUACGUAAACGAUGCAUUUGGUACAGCCCACAGAGCUCACGCUUCCAUGGUUGGCUGCAAACUUCCGCAAAGGGCAUGUGGAUUUCUCAUGGACAAGGAAUUGACCUACUUUGCCAAAGCUCUGGAUCAGCCUCAGCGUCCUUUCUUGGCGAUCAUUGGUGGAGCUAAAGUCAGUGACAAAAUUCAACUGAUCAAGAACAUGUUGGACAAGGUGGAUGAACUGAUUAUAACCGGAGGCAUGGCUUUCACUUUCCUCAAAAAACUCCACAAUAUGAAGAUUGGAAAGAGCCUUUACGAUGAACCCGGGGCUGCCAUUGUCGACGAAGUGAUGCAGUUGGCUAAAUCCAAGAACGUUAAGAUUCAUCUACCUGUUGAUUUCAUAACCGGAGACAAGUUUGCGGAGGAUGCCAAUACUGGCACCGCCACGGUCGAGUCGGGCAUACCGGACACGCAUAUGGGCUUGGAUUGUGGUCCGAAAACCAUGGAGGAGUUCUGCAAGGUAAUUAGUCGAGCCAAAACCAUUGUUUGGAAUGGUCCGAUGGGUGUAUUCGAAAUGGAGAAGUUUGCUGGUGGUACGAAAGCAGCAAUGGAUGCAGUGGUGGCUGCAACAACCAAAGGUUGUACGACAAUUAUUGGUGGUGGUGACACAGCCACUUGCUGUGCAAAGUGGAAAACAGAAGACAAGGUCAGUCACGUGAGCACUGGAGGAGGGGCUAGCUUGGAGCUGCUUGAAGGCAAGCAACUACCGGGUAUUCUCGCGCUGAGUGACGCAUAAUCAUCACAGUUAUUGGGGCUAAUGACUGGCAUCUAGUCACAAUUGUACCGUAGCGUUUCCCUGUUACUUAUGUUAUUGUCUUUAUUUGCACCGAAACAUGCUUCUUCGUUCGUUAAUGUCUGAUUUGGAGUGAGAACCAAAAGCCUCAUCGAACU
This is a messenger RNA of Opisthorchis viverrini, 1461 nucleotides long. RefSeq lists its product as hypothetical. Lineage: Eukaryota; Metazoa; Platyhelminthes; Trematoda; Opisthorchiida; Opisthorchiidae. Bases 59 to 1306 code for a protein of 415 amino acids. Gene Ontology annotation, biological process: gluconeogenesis; glycolytic process. Gene Ontology annotation, molecular function: phosphoglycerate kinase activity; ADP binding; ATP binding. The transcript is spliced from 10 exons. Gene Ontology annotation, cellular component: cytosol. The record is from RefSeq and is a predicted model, not a curated record.